Fopius arisanus is the source of this 855-nucleotide messenger RNA. Lineage: Eukaryota; Metazoa; Arthropoda; Insecta; Hymenoptera; Braconidae. The record is from RefSeq and is a predicted model, not a curated record.
AUGGAACGUGUAAAAAAUCGCACUACUCGUUCGAAGCAAUUAUCAUUGACAAGUGAUCUGAAGUUGGAAAACAUCGAUAUCGACACAGGUCUGGAGAACGACGUCCCUGAAGUUGAGACCGUCAAAACCUGCAGUAUUGAGAUACAGACUGAACGAAUGCCAGAAGAAGAAUACUUUUCCUGGAAAUUCAGUUUCUUAUUUCGUAGUCGUGAACCAUGCAAAUUGGAUAUUCGAAGGUUAUCUAAAGAAAAUAGAUUACUCUUAUUUUUGAUUAAAUUUAAGCUUGGGUUUACUUUUUGUGCUCUUGGAUGUUUAUUGAAUUGUCAUCGUAGUACAGCAUCUCGUAUUUUUUACUCAUUACUUGAGAUUUUAACUCAAAAAAUGAAAUCAUGGAUCUUUUGGCCCUCAAACGAAAGGGUCAAGGCAAGACUACCUAAAUUGUUCUAUAAUUAUUCCAACUGUCACUGCACUGAAAUUCCUUUUUCCAAAGCUUAUGGAGGCAAGGCAACUGAUGCAUUCAUAGUCAAUGAUUCAGGUUUUCUUGCCUUACUAGAGCCAGGUGAUGAAAUUUUAGCGGAUAAGGGUUUCCCGCAAAUUCGAUCGGAAUUGACAAAGCGGAAUGCCAUCCUUACAAUUCCACCUCACGCAUAUAAUCCACAAUUUACAGAAGAAGAAGUUGAAUCAACCGAUAAUAUUGCCUCCGUACGCAUUCACAUUGAGUGAGCCAUCCAAAGGAUCAAAUUGUUGCAUACAUUGGAUCAGUCUUCCCUAGACUUACUACCCUAUGUCGACUCCAUAAUGCAAAUAUGUUCCAUUAUCGCUAAUAGUCAACCUCCAUUGAUAAAAAAUGGCUAA